UGUUACAGACUGAAGAGCCGUCCGCGCUCCUCCUCCAAUGACAGAUCUUGCGGACCUCCAGUCUAAACCCACCCAAGAUGUACCUCCCAGUUAUCAGACGAUUGCCCCGUAUGCUCCGCCGGACAGUUACCCUCCAACUGCCCCCCCUGCAGACAGUGGGCAACUAAAAGGGGUCCCACCAGGCCUGGAAUACCUCACUCAGAUAAACUACCUGACAGUGAAGGAGAAAUUUAAGACCUCCCAGGGAUGGGGACGUUCCUUCGAGAUCCUCAACUCCAACGGGCAGCGAGUGUUUCAGGCCGACGAGAGCGUCCGCUGCUGCGGCCCCUUGUAUGAUGUGAAAAUCCUGGAUAAUGGUGGAAAUGGAGUGAUGGAUCUGACGGAGAACUGUGCCUGCGCCUGCACCAGAGAGAUGAAGGUCUGCGAUAUUUCGGGGGAGAUCUUGGCGUUUGUCACCCUGCACUGGAACAACAUGGUCACCCACCUAUCGGUGAAGAACUCCGCGCAGAACGUCGUCCUGAUGAUCAUCGGCCCCGGAUUCCGAACCAAUAUCUUUGGGAAUGUCAGCUUUGAGGUGAAGUCUCAUGACGAGCAGCACGUGGUGGGGAUGAUUAAGAAUGAGAAUGAGCAGUUUGUGGUCUCGUUUCCGUUAGACCUCGAGGUGACCAUAAAAGCGGCGCUGCUGGGAUCCUGCCUGUACCUGGACAGUCUAAUUUACAAGAAGAGAAGUCAACUGGAAAGAAGAGCAAGGCACGCCAGACACUGAUCAUCCCUAUGACAUCACUGGCAUCACAGCACAUGAUGUGCUGACAUCAUACUCAGCUUACGUUUAUAAAGAUCCAGCAUACCGUAUACUGUCUGUAAGCAGAGCUAGUACCUUAUAUACUGCAUCUAACCAACACUAUACACUCUAUACAUAUCACAUAUUACAUGCCCCCCAACUGUCCUG
Messenger RNA from Spea bombifrons (plains spadefoot toad), 949 nucleotides. RefSeq names its product phospholipid scramblase 2-like. The transcript has 7 exons. Gene Ontology annotation, cellular component: plasma membrane. Lineage: Eukaryota; Metazoa; Chordata; Amphibia; Anura; Pelobatidae. Gene Ontology annotation, molecular function: phospholipid scramblase activity. The record is from RefSeq and is a predicted model, not a curated record. Gene Ontology annotation, biological process: plasma membrane phospholipid scrambling. Bases 38 to 766 code for a protein of 242 amino acids.